GUUAUGACUCACGCUCUCUCUCUCUCUUCCCGUCGAUCUUUCCUCUGCUCGGUGUCCGUUUCCUCUGAUAGCCGUCCCUGCUCGUCGCCGUCAACCAGUAGCCGCACGUCGCCGGGAGCAUCGCCAAGCUUCGUUUCCGACAGCCGCCGUUCCCUCUUCUCCGUCGCGCAGCGGUCGACCGAACAAUAGCUUGCAGCGGCGACUGUCACCUCCCUCCCUUUCCGCCGGCGUGCGCGAGCUCGAGGUAGCCGACGAGGGAAGCGCCGGCGACGCCAUCUCCCCUUAUCCGACGGUGCACGCGAGGUUUCCGACAGGAACAACGACGGUGACGGGUCGAGCAGCGGUGAUUUCUCCUUUCUCAGAUUCAAGUUUUCUUCGUCAAAUUUGAGACAAUACUGUGUCUGGAACAAGGUCCAAGUAAUCUUAACCAGAUAAUGAGUACAAAGAGGGGUGCUGAAAACAAUAAGCUAGACGAGGAAACUUUGCCCAAGAAGCAGAAGUUAGUAGAUCAUUCAUCUCAUUCAUUAUCUCCUGCUCAGCUUGCCUUUGAUAAUGCACUUCUUCCGCUUGCAUCAUAUGAUGACGAUGAUGAUGAGGAUGAUUGCAACAAAACCGAUCAGAAUUCUGUAUUAGGAAGAAUGGGGGGAAGUGAAAACACAGAUGAUGGUGAAGAGGAUGAUAAUGAAGAUGUGAGCGGCAAAGGAACUGCAGGUAGGCAGUAUCGAAUGGUUGAAGUGAGAAGGGACUGUCCUUACCUUGAUACAGUUAAUAGACAGGUUUUGGAUUUUGACUUUGAGAAGUUUUGUUCUGUCUCUCUCACAAAUUUAAACGUGUAUGCGUGUUUGGUUUGUGGGAAGUAUUACCAAGGAAGGGGACCGAAAUCUCAUGCCUAUACACAUAGUCUUGAAGCAGGGCACCAUGUUUACAUCAAUCUGCGGACAGAAAAGAUUUAUUGUCUUCCUGAUGGAUAUGAAAUUAUAGAUUCAUCACUUGAUGAUAUUCGACAUGUUCUGUAUCCUAGAUUUUCACAGAAACAAGUCGAAGAGUUUGAUAAGAAUACACAAUGGUCUAGAGCACUUGAUGGAUCUAAUUAUCUUCCUGGAACGGUGGGGCUGAAUAACAUUAAGGAGACUGAUUUUGUCAAUGUUACAAUUCAGUCUUUAAUGCGUGUGACUCCCUUGAGGAAUUUCUUUCUUAUCCCUGAAAAUUAUCAACACAUCAAAUCCCCACUGGUUCAUCGAUUUGGUGAGCUCACGCGAAAGAUAUGGCAUGCCAGGAACUUCAAAGGACAGGUCAGCCCACACGAGUUCUUGCAAGCUGUAAUGAAGUCAAGCAAAAAACGUUUCCGAAUUGGUGUGCAGUCUGAUCCUGUUGAGUUUAUGUCAUGGCUUCUUAAUACCCUCCAUGCCGAUCUGAGAACUUCAAAGAAAAGCAGCAGUAUUAUCUACAACUGCUUUCAGGGCGAGUUGGAGGUGGUGAAGGAGAUGCAUAGUAGACCUGUUGCGGAGACUAAUGGUGAUUCUGAAAAUAAGGCAAUCAAUUUUAUCACUGAAACAAGUAGAAUGCCUUUCUUGAUGCUAGGGCUUGAUUUACCACCACCUCCACUUUUCCAAGAUAUUCUGGAGAAAAACAUUAUUCCCCAGGUUCCAUUGUUCAAUAUACUUAAGAAGUUUGAUGGUGAGACUGUGACGGAAGUUGUGAGACCUCGUUUAGCAAGGAUGAGAUACCGUGUGACAAAACUGCCAAAGUAUCUAAUUCUCCACAUGCGCCGGUUCACGAAAAACAAUUUCUUUGUGGAGAAAAACCCUACUCUUGUGAAUUUCCCUGUGAAGAACCUAGAGCUGAAGGACUAUAUCCCACUUCCAUCACCACCCAAUGCAAAGGAAAAGUUGGGGUCCAAGUAUGACUUAAUUGCCAAUAUUGUGCAUGAUGGGAAGCCCGGGGAAGGAUCCUACCGGGCGUUUGUACAACGCAAGUCAGAAGGCCUAUGGUUCGAGAUGCAAGACUUGCAUGUCACAGAGACACUCUCACAUGUCGUUGCACUCUCGGAGGCAUAUAUGCAGAUCUAUGAGCAGCAGCAGCAACAGUAAUUUUACACCAAGCGGUUUGAAGUCUAAUUGGAGAACUGUGCGAUGUUCUUUACUGGUCGGAUUCUCGUUUAUGUUCUGAUAUCUAAAAGAAAUUACUCUUUGUUACUUCUUCUAACUAAGGCAUGUGAAGGAAGAAGGUUUUGUUGCGACACUUUGGAGUUUUCAUUCAGGUUUGCGCUUUUCCAAGCAGAUUUCAUUUAUAUUUUUAUUCUAGAUUUUAAAAUUUUGUUUUCUGAAAUCUAAUUCAAUGUCUA
This is a messenger RNA of Cuscuta campestris, 2344 nucleotides long. The record is from the annotation of a GenBank genome assembly. Lineage: Eukaryota; Viridiplantae; Streptophyta; Magnoliopsida; Solanales; Convolvulaceae.